AUGACUAAAGUUAAGGCCCGCGAUUUGAGGGGAAAAAAGAAGGAAGAAUUGAUGAAGCAACUUGAUGAACAGAAGACGGAACUUGCUUCACUUCAGGUAUCAAAAGUAGUCGGUGGAGGUGCUUCGAAACUUUCGAAGAUUCGUACUGUCCGUAAGAACAUUGCUCGCAUUUUGACAGUCAUCAAUCAGACACAGAAGCAGGAAUUGAGGAAGUUCUACAAGGGAAAACAUUUCAAACCACUGGAUAUUCGACCAAAGAAAACACGAGCAAUGCGUCGAGCGCUGACUAAGCACGAAGCGAAUUUGAAAACAAAAAAACAGCUUGCCAAACUUCGCAAGUACCCGAUGAGGAAAUAUGCUGUAAAAGCAUAA
Molecule: messenger RNA, 372 nt
Organism: Cercopithifilaria johnstoni
Lineage: Eukaryota; Metazoa; Nematoda; Chromadorea; Rhabditida; Onchocercidae
Source: the annotation of a GenBank genome assembly